UUUCUAAAGGUCUACUUUGUUCAAGACAUCAAUGCAGGUUUAAAGGAUGCAGCAGAAAUAACAGAAAAACAAGUACCAAUCUCUUUUCUGUCCAAAGAGGAUCUGGAGAACCUAAUUAUCAAGUUGCAAAAAGCAAGUAAUGGCCUGGAACGUAGCCUGAAGGAACAAGUACUGUCCCACCAAGCCCUACAAGAAGCCUUAAAUGACCCAAAGAAUGGGGAAUCUGCUUUCAAGCACUUGAAGCAACAGGCUUCUAUUUUAGGUAACAUGGAAAAAUUACAUUUACUUGGCCCUGGAAGAUGCUUUGUUGAGUUUGGAGCUGGACGAGGAAAGCUGUCUCACUGGGUUGAUGUUGCCUUGCAGGAUGCUGACAACGUUCAGUUUUUACUCGUAGAAAGGGCAACUACAAGAUUUAAGGUGGAUGGAAAACAUAAAAGGAAAGAUUCUGUGUUUGAAAGGCUUCAAGUUGACAUUCAACAUUUAUGUUUGAAUAAAGUACCUGUUCUGGUGAAGAAAAAGCUGCCAGUGGUAGGAAUUGGGAAGCAUUUGUGUGGUGCUGCCACAGAUCUUGCUUUGAGAUGCUUGGUUGAAAGUUACACAGCUUGCUGUGAUGGGGAAAAUGAAGAGCCUGCACCAAAGCGCUCCAGGAGUGAUAAGGCAGAGGAGGCUUCAGACAGUUCUUCUGAUAAGGAAUGCAAUCAAGACGACUGUAAGCCUGUAGCUGGAAUUGUAAUAGCACUGUGUUGCCAUCACAAGUGUGACUGGACACAUUAUGUAGGCAGAGAGUUCUUUAAAUCAGUAGGACUGGGGCCAGUAGAAUUCCAUUAUUUCCAGAGAAUGAGCAGCUGGGCCACUUGUGGCAUGCGAGAAACCACAGCCAAAGCCUCUAAAAGUGAAGAAUGCGAAGAGCAAACUAAUGACACAGAAGAACAUGACCAAACAUUCAGCAACACAGAGAGUGCUUCUGACACUUUACAAGGGAUUCUUACUGUUGAAGAACGGAAGCGAAUAGGCUGCCUCUGCAAACUGCUGAUUGACCACGGGCGGGUUGAAUACUUACAGCAACGAGGAUACCAAGCUGCACUGCAGUAUUAUACAGAGCCUGCUGUGUCCUUGGAGAAUGUCCUGCUGACAGCUGUCCCAAGUUCAUCUUUGGUACCAGAGCCAACUAAGUGACAGGAGAUAGAUUUUUUAA
Messenger RNA from Dryobates pubescens (Downy woodpecker), 1195 nucleotides. It is a transcript of the gene TRMT13, whose product is annotated as tRNA methyltransferase 13 homolog. NCBI's taxonomy places the organism in Eukaryota, Metazoa, Chordata, Aves, Piciformes, Picidae. Gene Ontology annotation, biological process: tRNA methylation. The record is from RefSeq and is a predicted model, not a curated record. The annotation marks the transcript as partial. The transcript has 8 exons.